AUGUUUUCGUCGGAAAAUCAAGAGAAGUCGCCAGUCAGCAGGGUUUAUCCAGAUCAGCCCUCUAGUGACACCUCAAGAACGUAUGAGGCUCACGCCAGCGCAUCCAUGGAGGGACACCGAUGGAGCGUGUCCGAUAUGGGCCGCGCUUCAGAUGUCGCCACCCCAAAAGACAGUGGUACUGAACGUGGCUCACCCACUACGUGUCCUGCAGACGUUACUGUUCGUGGAGAAUGGAAUGAGAUUAGAGAUGAUGGGAACAGCACUCUCCCAUACCAAAUUGGCGACAAUGCAGGCUGGGGACCCCCAUCUAGCGCGACCACACUCCCCAACUCGUUUAUGUCCGCAAACCACUCGACCGGGAACCCUACGGCAGAUCCAUGGCACUUGAUGCCGUGGGCUAGUGAGCCAUACUCGUGGGAGACAUUGCCCGCAUCUUUCUGGGGUUGGACCUGGUCUCAAUCCGAAUAUCUGACCGGCUCCGAGACCGACGGUUUCUCACAUCCGUCUAUUCCUGCACCGCAGGCGGCAGGGUGGUCCUUUGGAGGCGAGGCUGAACAGCCUCAGUAUCCGACUAGAAGCGGGAUCACGCACUUCUGGGGAGACGGCUCCCAAGUGCUCUAUAAUCCAAGUCUCUCCUUUGAUCCACCGGAGCCUUUUCCCUCGUCUGAUGCACUCGGGCUCUCUUCUAUCCUAAAACUGCGCCACCGAGCUUCCCAAGAUUUUCUCGCUUGCAGCAUGUUGAGGACGGCAGCUUGGCGCUCCCGGCUGAGUCUCCAAUGCUACCGCGUCCCUGGGAUCCACUGGCGCCUGUUUCCGCAGCAAUGGUGCCAACAGACAGGAGUCAUCGUGUCAUGUCACGGCGCCGGAAGGCCAGGUCGAGCAUCGUCACUCGACCUCGGUAUCCGGCUUCAAUGCUCACAAGAAACGGGAACCGUUUGCGUAGUAGGAACGCAGAAAUGUGCUUGUCUAUAUGUUUUUGAAUUAUGA
Molecule: messenger RNA, 987 nt
Organism: Aspergillus niger
Lineage: Eukaryota; Fungi; Ascomycota; Eurotiomycetes; Eurotiales; Aspergillaceae
Exons: 2
Coding region: 1-987 (328 amino acids)
Source: RefSeq, a predicted model, not a curated record